AUGGACAAUAUUGACAACAAUAACCGUGGGGCAGAACAACAGAUACUAACAGCAACAACAGAAGAACAGGAGUUAUAUCCUAUUGCAGUCUUAGUGGAUGAAUUAAAAAAUGAGGAUGUUCAAUUACGUUUAAAUGCAAUUCGAAACUUGAGUACCAUUGCCCUGGCGUUAGGACCGCAAAAAACGCGAGACGAACUGAUACCGUUUCUCAGUGAAACCAUCGACGAUGAAGACGAGGUUCUGUUAGCCGUAGCAGAGGAAUUAGCCAAUUUUGCAGAAUACGUGGGCGGAUCUGAGUAUGCACAUUAUCUUUUAGGCCCACUAGAAAACUUGGCAACUGUAGAGGAAGUACUUGUGCGAGACAAGUCAGUUAGCUCUCUAAACACUAUUGUUGAAUUGCUCAACGCAACACAGAUAACGAAUUACUAUCUGCCUUUGUUGAAACGUCUCACAAAUGCUGACUGGUUCACAGGGCGAAUUUCUGCUUGUGGAUUAUACACGCAUGCUUAUUCAAAAUGUACACCAGAGCAGCAAGAAGAAUUAAGAACAGCAUUUGCUCAGCUUAUUCAAGACGAUACACCUAUGGUGAAACGAGCAGCAGCAAAAGCUUUAGCUGGUUUUUCGAAAGAGCUUUCACAAGAACAGCUUAUCAAGAAUAUCUUGCCAUUGUUUCUCAGAUUAACCAGUGAUGAUCAAGAUACAGUUCGGUUAUUGACAGUAGAGGACUUAGUGCAAAUAGCAAAAAUAUUUACCCCCGACGAAAGUAGACAAUAUUUAUUACCGAUACUGAAGAAUUUGGCGCAAGAUAAAUCCUGGAGAGUGAGAUACAUGGUCGCGACUCAUUUCAAUGAGCUAUGUGAAGCUUUAGGAGAGUCAGUCAGCCGUGAAGAUAUGGUAGCAAUGUUUGUCAACUUGAUUAAAGAUACAGAAGGUGAAGUUAAGAUCAUAGCUAUUGGUCAAGGGCCUGCAUUUGCAAAGACUUUGGACAGAACAAUUGUGCUCGAGAAAAUAACGCCUUGCAUCAAGGAACUUGUGGUUGAUACAAACCAACAUGUUCGUGCUGCAGUUGCUACAAAUAUAAGCGGAUUUACGCCUAUCUUAGGCAAUGAUAUGACGAUUGAAUAUCUAUUGCCCUUAUUCCUUCAAUUACUAAAGGAUGACUUUCCUGAUGUAAGACUCAAUAUAAUCUCCAAUUUAGAAAAUGUCAAUCAAGUGAUCGGCGUCGAACGUUUGGCGCAAUCGCUUCUACCUGCUAUUGUUGAGUUGGCGGAAGACAAACAAUGGAGAGUGAGAUUGGCCAUUAUAGAAUAUAUACCUCUGUUAGCUUCUCAACUAGGCGUUGCAUUUUUUGACGAAAAGCUCCUAGGCCUAUGCUUAUCAUGGCUUGGCGAUCCCGUUUUCUCUAUUCGUAAUGCUGCCACGACAAACUUCAAGAAAUUAGUCGAGAUUUUUGGUCAUGAUUGGGCCAAAGAUACGGUUUUACCUCAAGUGAUGAAGAUGGCACAGAAUGAGAACUAUUUAUACAGAAUGACAACUCUCUUCACAUUAUCAACAAUGUCUUCUUCAUUAACAGCUGACAUUAUCAAAGAUAAAGUUUUACCUACCAUUAUUGGAUUGGUUAAUGACCCCAUUCCCAACGUUCGUUUCAACGUAGCUAAAGCAUUAGAAGUACUUAUACCUAUUUUACAUCAAAACACUACAACAGCAGAGUUAGUCAAUACGCAAGUAAUGGACAUACUUAAAACUUUAAGUGAGGACAAGGAUGUUGAUGUACGAUUCUUCGCAGAGAAGGCUCUAGUGUCAGGUAUAGUAAUGGAAUGUUUUGCAUCUGUUUGUCCUGUUACUAACGGAACUCUCAUAUCCAAUAUUAUACUAGCACAAACAAUUCAAUAA
Messenger RNA from Mycotypha africana, 1893 nucleotides. Its product is annotated as armadillo-type protein. The record is from RefSeq and is a predicted model, not a curated record. NCBI's taxonomy places the organism in Eukaryota, Fungi, Mucoromycota, Mucoromycetes, Mucorales, Mycotyphaceae. Bases 1 to 1893 code for a protein of 630 amino acids. Gene Ontology annotation, cellular component: protein phosphatase type 2A complex; cytoplasm. Gene Ontology annotation, molecular function: protein phosphatase regulator activity; protein binding. Gene Ontology annotation, biological process: protein dephosphorylation. The transcript is spliced from 9 exons.